This is a messenger RNA of Camellia sinensis, 1458 nucleotides long. Lineage: Eukaryota; Viridiplantae; Streptophyta; Magnoliopsida; Ericales; Theaceae. The record is from RefSeq and is a predicted model, not a curated record.
AUGACUGCUUCACUGCAUUCUAACCCAUUUUAUGUCAUUACUGCUACGCUUGUUACUGAUCCUAGUAGGGCGAUGAAUAUUAGUGAUAUUAGUGGUGAAAAUCCUGAAGGGAAAUCAGUGCGAAAUGGUCUGUCUGAGAGUGAUCUUCAACAACUGAUAGAUCUCGCGAAUAAUAGGGAAGGAACUACAGAGCAAUCUCCAGUAUCAUUCUCAGCUCUGGCGAGUCGUCUUCAAGCCCUUAAGGAUGCCAUCAAGAUUGCAGCGGUAUCAUCCCUGAAAUGGAGCGCCAUGGUUGAUUCAGAAAACCUCAGAUUUGGAAAUGUCCAAGAUAGUUUGGUACGCACUAAGGCGAAGGGUCUGGCAACGGCAUCAGCAGAGGAAUAUAUACCUGUGGGAGAUAUCGUCGUAGACAACCUGCAAGGUAUGAAUCUGUCGUCUCUGGCUACGAAAUCCGAUAAGGAAAAUGAUAUACAAGUCCGUAGAGUCGCUGAAAUGGAGGGUUUUCCUCAACAGAACCUGCAUCAAGGGGGUAGAGGGCAGAGUUCGUAUAGGGGAGGUCGUGGGCGAGGGGGUUGGGGCAACCCUAACUCGUUGAGAGUAGACUCUUCUGCUAUAGCUUCAAACCAAACAACUAAAUCCUGGGCUGAGGUUGCUACCAUGCCUAGUAGAUCUUCAAUUAAACUAAGGUACAUUCCUCCUCCUGCAUCUGAUGACCCAAAUGUUGUGGAUUUACCUUUUAGGGAGAUGGGGAAGCUGAAAAGACUCAUUCAACCUAGGGACAUUACCAUAAACAUUGGAAAGGAUGCCCCAAUUCCCGAAUGCCCUAUCCCUGGUGAAAGAUGGAAAGAAAUAAGGCAUGACAACACAGUUACAUGGCUUGCUUUUUGGAAUGAUCCAAUCAACCCAAAGGAAUUCAAAUACGUGUUCUUGGCAGCUAGCAGUUCUUUGAAAGGGCAAAGUGACAAGGAGAAAUAUGAGAAAUUAAGGAUGUUGAAGGACUACAUACAAGGCAUCAGAGCAACAUAUACUAAGGAUUUUGCUAGUAAGGAUAUCACAAGGCGGCAAAUAGCAGUUGCCACCUAUCUUAUUGAUAAACUAGCUCUCAGGGCAGGCAAUGAGAAGGAUGAUGAUGAAGCUGAUACCAUUGGUUGCUGCACAUUGAAAGUAGAAAAUGUAGAACCAAUGCCUCCAAAUAUUCUGAAGUUUGACUUCCUUGGUAAAGAUUCAAUUAGAUACCAAAAUGAGGUUGAAGUUGAACUUCCUGUGUUCAAGGCAAUUCAGCAAUUCCGAACUGGAAAAAGUGGCGGCGAUGAUCUUUUUGACAAGCUGGAUACCAAUAAACUGAAUGCUCAUCUGAAGGAACUCAUGCCUGGUCUCACAGCAAAGGUUUUCCAUACAUAUAAUGCAUCUAUAAUUUUUUCCUGUCCUAUUUCGUCAGGAGCUAGGUAUAGUUUCUAA